GCACUAGGUACAUAUAGCCAUGGGAAUGCUAUUCAAGCUGAAUGAGAGUAAUCGAAGGAUUGAAGUCAGAGAUGGACCGAUAGUUUAUUCCUGAAUAUAAUUAAUUAGCAAUUCUCUUUAACCUGUAGGCGUUUUUUUAAAAUAAUGAGCGCGUGAAACUUUCCGCCUUCUUGUUGGUAUAGCCAAAGAAAUCAGGGGAUUGAUAAGGAAUCGAAAGCAACUUGUUUUGCUUUUGUUUAGAUGCCUUCAAGCCUUCAAGAGAAUCUGUUGUGUUACAAGUUAGAUCUAGAAUCUAUAUUGCUCUGAUAUAAGCUAAACAAGAAACAGAGAAACAGACUUAAUUACCCAGAAGAUGGCUGACGGUCCGUCUCCAGCAAAAAAAGCAAAAACUGACUCAUCAGACUUGCCUGAAUGCCCUUAUGGUGCUCGAUGCUACCGUAAGAACCCCCAGCACUUUAAGGAAUUUUCUCAUUCUAAAGACAAGGAUGAACCAGCUUCUACUUCAGGAGCGAAACCCAACAUUGAUGACAGUUCUCUGCCUCCAUGUAAAUAUGGAGAUAAAUGUUAUCGUAAAAACCUUCUCCACUAUGCUGAGUUUUCUCACCCUACGUCGCAUCCUAUCAAAGCUGCCUCGGGAAGUGGUGAUGACACAGAUGUGUACGAUUCAGAAGAAGAGAAGGAUGAAAAAAAGGGUUCAGAGAGCAAAGAUAUCAUCAGCAAAGAUCUAUCUCUGGUGAAAAGAUUCUCACAGUUGACUCCAGAGGAGAGGAAAGAAUUGAUUAAAAGAGCCUUUGAGGAGAAGCAGAAGCUACAGCAGGAGUUGGAUGGAGCAAAGAAAAUGGUAGAGAAAAAAGACAAAGAGCUCAACCACAUGCAAAAACAGCUGAAUAGUGGUCUUUUGCUAAUGGAGGGUGAGGAGGAGGCAAUGAAAAAGAACACGACCACAUAUUUUGAACUUGUCGCUGAGAGGUCAUACAAGGAAGGGUCUGCCAGUCAGUUUCAUUUCAGGCUGGCGGAAUCUCAGUUUUACAGGCUGCUGUCUGGUCCGGCCUCUGCUAUGACUCGAAUAGUUCGUGUUGAAUAUGUGGUCACUCCGCACGUGGUAAAAAAGUUUAGGCAGGCCCAAGCAGAACUGAAAAAAAAGAGAGGAGAACAAUUUUCUUACCCGGUUCUUGGUUUCCAUGGCACAUUGGAAAAGAACAUACAACCAAUAUGUGAGAAUGGUUUCAGAGCUCCAGGUGAGCAAAAGUUCAAGCAGCGUACAGAUAACGGAUGGUACGGUGCUGGGGUGUACUUCAGCGAGUAUCCCUCCUACUCAAUGGGUUACGUCCAUGGGGCUUCCAAGCUGAUGUUGUGUCAAGUUCUGCCCGGCAAAAUCUACAAAUGCAAGAAAAUUAUAGCUGGGGCAAGUCUGCAGGAGGGAUUUGACUCUCAUACGUCACCAUGUGGCAAAGAACUGGUCAUUUUCGACUCGGCUUCCAUAUGGCCGUGCUACGUAAUAUACUUCACCAAGGCAGCUCAUGGAGAUUUUCAAUAUGCCUCUCCGAGUGGCAAGGUUUAUGGAUACAAGGAUGUUGUAAAUUGUCCUAGGUCAAAGGUAUUCAGUGGAAUGAUGAUCACAUUCUCCGGGAAAAUGGAUGUAUCACAGGACUUACUGUUGGAUCUAAUUGUGAAACAUGGAGGUGAUGCAGGUACUGCUGCAUAUUUUUCCAUACUGGUUUCUACCGAACAGGAGGUGGCAAGUAAGAAAAAAAAAUGCGCUACUGCGGAGUCGAAAAAGAUUCCCAUCGUUCCGCUGGCAUACAUCUAUAAUUGUAUCAUGGCUGGGAAACAACUGUCUUUUGAGGAUAUGCGGCUAUCUUGAAGUUGAAAUCUUUGCAAAAGUUUGAACAAAUAUUUGUGAAUAUGUAUAUAAUAUAAGAUUCUGCAUACGCGCUUUGAAAUUGUGCUCUCUCUGGACAAAAGGUCAGUGAAAGAAGGAGAAUUUCUUCGAGGACAAUUUUCUUAAAGAAUCUGGACAUUUGUGUGAUGGGAAAAGACCAGGAUAAAAGAGAUUUUUUGAGAGCAUCUGUGCAGAGGAAUGAGCUGUGAACCAUAAUUGCCAAUGUCUGUUUCAGGUCGAAUACUUUAACAAUAUGUAUGUGUAGGAACAAGUGGCAUUUUUUUUUGUACUUCAUCAUCGUCAUUGCUUUUCUCACCGUGGGUCAGGGGAUAGGCUACAGACAAACACUUUCCACCUUUUCCUAUCCUGGACCAGCCUGUUGAUAUUAUUGCAUGUUUUCCCACUUUUCUGUACAUCAUUCUCUCUGACUUUUCUCCAGGUGCAGCAUGGCUUUUUUGUACUUGCAGUACUUAAACAGAAGAAAUUUUAAACCAGCUUCUGUGUUGUAAUUAUUAUACACUUUAUUUUCGCUCGCAGAAGAUGUGAGUUUAAUUCUUGUGUGGGGAAAGUAUCUUCAUAUGUCUGCUGAGACAUAAUUGUAUCCCUCUCAGUCUUGAUUGGCCCAGACAGGCAGGGACAAAGCCACCUACAUCCUAAAUGAUCUAACUUGUGUUGAUGGGGAAGUAAAGUAUCCACAAUUAUACUGAAGCCUGGGAGCUGUAUGCUGAGGAGUAAACUCAAGUGUGUGCAGGGGUUCAAGUAGGUGGUUGAUAGAUCAGACGUUCUUGUGUGGGUUGCUCCUUCUUUCCUAUCAAAGCAUCUUCCGGCCGUAUUUCGCCUUCUUGUUUUCUUUGCAUGUUACUAUCAAGUAACACAUCUAAUAUCUUCAGCAUUUGUAUAUGACCUGUUUGUGUUGCCAGUGCCAUAAAAGUCUUACUAGAUCUAAAAGCUAAAUGGGCCCAUGCUUCCAUGGAUUACUUGCUGUUACUUAAAGAAUGGUUUUGGAACUUUGAAAGCUUUGUGUUAAGCACUAUCAUAUCCUUGAUUGCUCGGUCGGUCGGUCAGUAAGGAGGCCUCCAUUUUUUACUGGAGGAGUGUACCUACAUAAUUGUGAUUUGGAAAUGUGUUCGAUUUAUAUUAUAUAGAUAUAUGUUUAGGUUGUUACUGACAUCUGUGGUGAAAUGGUAAUGGAAAGGCUGUUCACCCUUGCAUGCAGAAGAUAUGAUUUAAUUCUUGUCAUCGAAAGUUUUUUUUGUACAAAUGAUCUGGUUCUGUCUGCUUGGAUGCUGUAUCCCACUCAGCCCGGUUUUGCUCUGGCAGGCAUGGUCAAAGUAGAAUGUCUCCUUAAUGAUUUAAACUGUGUCAUUGGGGUUGUAAAACCUUUGAGAAAAAAAGAAAGCCACAAAAAAGAUAAAUGAAA
Messenger RNA from Aplysia californica (California sea hare), 3302 nucleotides. RefSeq lists its product as uncharacterized. The record is from RefSeq and is a predicted model, not a curated record. Bases 353 to 1864 code for a protein of 503 amino acids. The transcript has 12 exons. Lineage: Eukaryota; Metazoa; Mollusca; Gastropoda; Aplysiida; Aplysiidae. Gene Ontology annotation, molecular function: 3'-5' exonuclease activity; DNA-(apurinic or apyrimidinic site) endonuclease activity; NAD+ poly-ADP-ribosyltransferase activity. Gene Ontology annotation, biological process: double-strand break repair.